Gigantopelta aegis is the source of this 921-nucleotide messenger RNA. Its product is annotated as melanocortin receptor 5-like. The coding region runs from base 1 to 921 and encodes 306 amino acids. The record is from RefSeq and is a predicted model, not a curated record. Gene Ontology annotation, biological process: G protein-coupled receptor signaling pathway. Gene Ontology annotation, molecular function: G protein-coupled receptor activity. Lineage: Eukaryota; Metazoa; Mollusca; Gastropoda; Neomphalida; Peltospiridae. Gene Ontology annotation, cellular component: membrane. The transcript has a single exon.
AUGUGCGUUUCUACUAACUCCAGCUGCUCCGAGAGCGAGGCUCAGUCGACGGGUCACGUGGUGUUGUUCGUGUACAUGCUGCUUCUCUCGAUCGUCAUCCUGCUCGGAAACGCGUUCACGAUCCGGGCCGUGUUUCGACUGCGCAUUCUGCAGACUGAGCCGAACGCGUUCGUCGUGUCGCUAGCGCUCGCCGAUCUGCUGGCGGGAACGCGGGUUCUGUACGAAUCGUUCUGGUACAUCUCGGUGAUCGGCGCCCGCCUGUCGUCGUGCAAGUACUGCUGUCUGCUGUUGUACACCACCUUCAACACCAGCGUGGCGGCGUCCAUGGGCAGUGUCGUCCUCAUAGCCAUAGACCGGUUCAUCUUCAUCGUGCACCCAUUCAGAUACCACCAGCGAAUAGAAACCCGAAGAAAUUCUCUUCUCGCCUGUUCGUGGAUUUUUGCCGUCACCUACGGAACUGUUCCUCUUUACUUUAACAAUUUCGGGUCGUCUGGGCCCUGUGUUUUCAUAAACGUGGUCCCGUAUGUCUAUCAGAUGUAUGGACAGUGUUUGAUGUUCUUCGUUUCUUUUUUAACCGUACUAGUGUUGUAUUGGAGAAUUCUGGCUGUCGCGCGUUUUCAGAUUCGUGCCAUUAAUUCUGCGCCACAGCCCGUUCGCCCCAACUGCGGUUCGUCCAGUACUAGCUGGAACUUGACCAAACUUCCACUGAUGGUGUGCGGUGUAUUUUUCUGCUGCUGGUUCCCGUACAACGUGUGUCUGAUCGUUAAUAACACCGUGGGGAUCGACAACAACGUUAUCAGCUACACUGUGAAUUUUGGCCUUCUUAAUUCAGCGAUAAAUUUCGUGACGUAUGUGUUAAUGAACAGAGGCUUCAGAGAUUACUUCAAGAAAAUAAUAUGUAACAGCAGCAUGCUCACUUGA